Messenger RNA from Penicillium nucicola, 1608 nucleotides. RefSeq names its product MFS transporter. The transcript is spliced from 2 exons. Bases 1 to 1608 code for a protein of 535 amino acids. Gene Ontology annotation, molecular function: transmembrane transporter activity. Gene Ontology annotation, biological process: transmembrane transport. NCBI's taxonomy places the organism in Eukaryota, Fungi, Ascomycota, Eurotiomycetes, Eurotiales, Aspergillaceae. The record is from RefSeq and is a predicted model, not a curated record.
AUGACUGCUGCACCUGUCAAGAGGAUUCCCCCCAGGGCACUUCCGAUCUGGCGUAAAAUCUUUGACCAAGGAAGUGUCUCUCAAUAUAUCAUCGAUCAACCUUACAAUGGCGCUGGCACCGAGGAGGAUCCAUAUCAAGUAUCCUGGGUCCAAGAAGACCCCUGUGAUCCCAUGUUGUUUUCUGCGGUGACCAAAUGGCUGAUCAUGGUGCUGGUUGGUAUCGAGACACUAGCGGUGGCCUUGGUAUCAUCCGCCUAUUCGGGUGGCAUUGUUGAAAUCCUGAUGGACUUCCGAGUCAGCGAGGAAGUGGCUCUUCUGGGUAUUUCGCUGUUUGUCAUCGGAUUUGCUGUCGGCCCUCUGUUCUGGGCACCCUUGAGUGAGAUCUAUGGACGUCGAUAUAUCAUGAUCGCAAGUGCCGUGGGCUUAACAGCCUUCACUGCAGGAAGCGCUGGGUCGCAGAACAUUUGGACCUUGAUUAUUCUGCGAUUCUUCGCUGGGUGUCUCGGCUCUGCGCCAUUCGCAGUCUCUGGUGGGAUUAUCGCGGACACGUUUCCUGCCAUUACUCGAGGCCUUGCUAGUGGAUUGUACUGCGCGGCACCGUUCCUCGGGCCGACCUUGGGUCCUAUCAUUGGUGGCUUCCUCUCCGAAAAGGCCGGUUGGCGAUGGGUUGAGGGACUUGUUGCGGCUUUCGCUGGACUCUUUGCGAUUAUCACAAUCCUUACCUUGCCCGAAACCUACGCUCCGGUAUUGUUGAGUAAGCGUGCCGCACGCCUCUCUGCAAUGACCGGUCAGGUUUAUCGUAGCAAAAUCGAGAUUGACAAGGGAAAGAUGCGCCUUGGAGCCGUGCUGAAAACUGCGCUGUCUCGACCUUGGGUACUAUUGUUCCGUGAGCCCAUUGUACUCCUUUUGUCGAUCUAUCUCUCUAUCAUUUACGGCAUUCUUUACCUUCUUUUCGCAGCCAUUCCUAUAGUCUACCAAACCGAGCGUGGCUGGAGUGAAGGGAAGAGCGGUCUCGCUUUCUUAGGCAUCCUGGUCGGCAUCCUAUGCUCUGUCGUCGCGACAUUCCCAAUGUAUUUCCGAUAUAAGAAGAAGGCCGCCUCAACCCCGGGCCGCGUUGCCCCAGAAGCCCGGCUCCCCGAUGCCUUCAUUGGUGCUAUCGCGCUAGUCGUCGGGUUGUUCUGGUUUGCUUGGACCAACUCGCCUUCGGUCCACUGGAUGGCUUCGAUCGCAGCCGGAGUUCCCUUCGGUUUUGGCAUGGUUAUGGUCUUCCUCCCUGUUUUGAAUUACCUGAUCGACGCCUACACAAUCUAUGCUGCGUCAGUCUUGGCUGCAAAUGCUGCUUUGCGCUCGGUCUUUGGUGCCGCAUUUCCUCUCUUCACCACACCCAUGUACAAAAACCUGGGCAUUCACUGGGCUUCAUCCAUUCCUGCUUUCCUGGCGCUUGCUUGUGUGCCCAUGCCGUUCUUGUUUUACAGGUAUGGUGCCGUUAUUCGACGUCGGUGUCAUUAUGCUGCUGAGUCGGAUGCUCUCAUGGAGAAAUUAUUUGGAGUUCCACCACCGCCCAAACAGGAAGAGUCAAGUGAAGAGCGCCCUGGCUCCGAAGCAUAA